AGCACUGUGGACUAUCGCUAAUGUUCCUCCAUAUCUUCUUGGUGUUAUUUACGACUUAACUGAAUUAGAUUACUUAAUUAGAGUAAAAUCUCUAAGUUCACGUUCAUUACUUAUCAACUAUUUGGAUAACUAUCCACUAUUGAGUAGCAAAUACUUGGACUACUUAGACUGGCGUAUUGCCCACGGCCUAGGGCGGACCGGUCCACGGGACCAUUAUUCCACCCCUAGCCACUCGCUCGAGGCGAAUUACCCACAGCCCGGGGUAGCCGGGUCUCCCCGUAGGGACACCUUCCGCCAGCCGGUUGCUGCCCUUUGGGCAGAGCUACUUAACUAA
Molecule: messenger RNA, 334 nt
Organism: Acaulospora morrowiae
Lineage: Eukaryota; Fungi; Glomeromycota; Glomeromycetes; Diversisporales; Acaulosporaceae
Source: the annotation of a GenBank genome assembly